This is a messenger RNA of Papaver somniferum (opium poppy), 1061 nucleotides long. Its product is annotated as probable WRKY transcription factor 53. Gene Ontology annotation, cellular component: nucleus. The record is from RefSeq and is a predicted model, not a curated record. Bases 46 to 1035 code for a protein of 329 amino acids. Gene Ontology annotation, molecular function: DNA-binding transcription factor activity; transcription cis-regulatory region binding. Gene Ontology annotation, biological process: regulation of DNA-templated transcription. The transcript is spliced from 3 exons. NCBI's taxonomy places the organism in Eukaryota, Viridiplantae, Streptophyta, Magnoliopsida, Ranunculales, Papaveraceae.
GUUCCUGUUCUUGUCAAAGAGAUAAUUCAAGCAAGAGAGCUAGUGAUGGAACUGCAAACUCAGCUUAAUCCUUCUUCUGUUUCUGGUAAUGUCUUAGUAACCAAAAUCUUAUCUAUUUUUGAGACUUCUCUUUCGAUACUGAAUCAAAGAAAGUUGGAAAACGAAUCUACUACCCCCAACUCUUCCAUGAGUCAUUUUGGAGGAAGCCUUUUUAGCAAUUGUGGUUCUGAUUUUUUCCAAGGCGGUUCAAGAAAGAGAUGUAGGAAAGGGAUAGUAACAUGGACACAACAAGUACGUGCUUGUGAACAAGGCGGGUUCGAAGGACCUGUGGACGAUGGUUAUGGUUGGCGGAAAUAUGGACAUAAAAAGAUUUUUGGAGCUACAUACCCUAGAGCUUAUUACAAAUGUAGCUAUCAAAGCACUCAAAACUGCUUAGCAAUGAAACAAGUUCAGCGAUCUGACCUAAAUUCGUCUAUGUUCCAUGUUACGUAUAUUGGAAAACAUAGCUGCAGCGAACCACCAGAGCUAAUUUCAGGCCGAUAUUCACCAAAUAAACAAGAACAUAUUCAUGGCCAUUCUCAAAUUUAUCAAGAACAAAGGGAGGAUAAAUCAUUGGAAGAGACAUAUAUAAACUUUCAAGCGUCAACUAUUCAAAUUGCAAAAGACAAAGAUAUACAACUUGAGUCUUAUCCUUCCUUUUCUAUCUAUUCUACUAUUUCACUACAGCCGGCCAAUACCAGUAAUGUUUUAGAAACUAGAGAAAAUCAUUUCACCUCUACUUCAACUAAAAUGCAAGUCCAUUCUCCUGCUCCUGCAUACAUAAAUACUCCCACAACUCCAGGAUCCAACCAUUUUGGAGGUCACUGUAACAGAGAAGAGUUGCUACAAACUACCGUUGAUUCCAUUGAAGAACUUGAUCAAACGAUAAGUUCGUUUUUAGCGCCGGUUGCAACAUCCUCGGUUAACAACGAUCAUCUGAUUCACGGUUCUCCUUGGGUUUGGGAUUUCGCGGAAGAAUAUAGUCAUUCAUAUUAGUAUCGUAUAGCACUAUUUUGUGCAUC